AUGCACACGAACAAGGUGAGAGACAAGAUCAUGAUAACGAUGCAGGCAGGCGGCGGCCGCGACGGAGGCCGGGCGGGAGUGGUGCGCGGCUCCCUCGCGUCUCACAACACUACACUCAACGGCUUGUCCUGUGUGUCUGAGGAGCUGAUGGUUACUGAGCUGAUACCAAAAUCCAGACACGGCCCUGCACCGCCCCUUGAGACUGGCACUAGCCCACAGACACCUGGCACUGCCCCACCGCUACCUGUACCACCUGAUACCAGCCCACUGUCACCUUUACCAUCUGACACUUUCCUAACGCCCCUUGCACCACCUGGCACUCACACACCACCUCCUGUACCACCUGGCAUUGACUCAGCCGCCCCUGCACCACCAGACAUUGCCCCACCACUUCCUGCUUCACCUGGCAUUAACACACCGCCAGCUGGCACUACCCAUCCACUUCCUGCACCAUCCAGCACUGAUCCAGCGGCCUCUGCACCACCUGGCACUAACCCAGCGGCCCCUGCACCACCUGGCACUGAUCCUCCACCUCCUGUACCACCUGGCACUAAUCCACUGCCACCAGCUACUUACCUACCACUUCACCACCUGGCACUGCCCCACGGCCCUGUACCACCUGGCACCGCCAUCUUUACCAUCUGGCACUAA
Molecule: messenger RNA, 651 nt
Organism: Scylla paramamosain (green mud crab)
Lineage: Eukaryota; Metazoa; Arthropoda; Malacostraca; Decapoda; Portunidae
Product: WAS/WASL-interacting protein family member 3-like
Exons: 2
Coding region: 1-651 (216 amino acids)
Source: RefSeq, a predicted model, not a curated record